AUGAUCUUAGUUAAAGACUUGCUGUAUGGAUUUGUGGCAAUGUUUGGGUCAUUACUCUCAGGUGUAUCAAUGGGGUUUUCAUCUCCUGUACUAAGGGAACUCGAAAAAAAGUGGGAAAUCUCAGAUUCAGAAAAAUAUUGGUUUAAUUCCAUCACAACACUAAUCGGCAUAUUUGUGCCAUUUCUAUAUUCAUUCAUAUUAUCAAAGGUUGGUAGGAAAAUUGUUUAUUUCUCGAUUUGCUUCUUCUCAUUUUUAACAUAUUCAUGUUUCUUAGCAGUUACAGAAAAACGAUUUUGGUUAGCGAUAUUACUACGUGCUUGUGUUGGCAUCCAGCUUGGUGGAUACAGUACACUAUGUCCGGUACUACUAAUUGAAUUUGCCUCUCCAAAAUCUACCGGAUUUUUUGGUAAUUUACAUCAAAUAGGUAUUGUUGUUGGUAUAGCGUUAAUGUACUUACUAUGCAUGCUGUUCGAUUGGAAAGUUUUAUGCUAUGUUUCCCUUGGAGUUUCGUUAAUUGGUUGCAUCAUCAUAUUUUUUGUUCCUGAGACAAAUCAUUACAGCAAAGAUGGAGCUGAGAAGCUUUUAAUAGAAAGGAACGUCCACAAAAUAGUUGUCAGUGUUGGAAUCAUGAUACUACAACAAUUUUCAGGCAUUGGAUGCAUUCUCAACAACUUAGAUGAAGAUUUAAGAUCUGCAGGUGUUUCUUUUCGUCCCGAAAUUGCAAGUGUUGUUACAAUGGGUUUACAGCUCGUUGGAGUUAUUCUUUGUGGAUUUUUCAUAGAUAGAUUAGGGAGAAGGGUACUUUUCUGUGGUUCAUCAAUAGGAUGUGGUGUCAUCUUAAUUGUUUACUCAACAAUUUUACAAUAUUCGAACGUUGGAUGGUUACCAUUCUUUUUUGUUGCCACUUAUUUAUUCUUUUUCGGACUUGCACUAGGACCAUUACCAUGGUUCAUUGCACCAGAAAUGUUCCAAAAUAAAUGGUCAAUAUCAGCUGCAGCCUGUGUAACAUCAUCUAAUCAAAUUGGUUCUUUAAUUGUCGGUUAUAUAUUCCCAAAGACAAAAGAACUAGUUGGAUUAAGAACAGGAUGCAUAAUGUUUGGAACACUAUGCAUAGUAACAGCACUCUAUGGAAUGAAAUCUUUGGAUGACGAUAUUUUUGUCAUUAAAACCGGAAAAAUCGUCUGGUUUAGUGAUAGUGAAGAUGAUUAUAUCAAUAGUAACACCAAUAUCUAA
Trichomonas vaginalis G3 is the source of this 1233-nucleotide messenger RNA. Its product is annotated as major facilitator superfamily transporter. The transcript has a single exon. NCBI's taxonomy places the organism in Eukaryota, Parabasalia, Trichomonadida, Trichomonadidae. The coding region runs from base 1 to 1233 and encodes 410 amino acids. The record is from RefSeq and is a predicted model, not a curated record. Gene Ontology annotation, molecular function: transmembrane transporter activity. Gene Ontology annotation, cellular component: membrane. Gene Ontology annotation, biological process: transmembrane transport.